GACAGUGCUGCGGGGUGGCUCCGGGGGCGGGCGCCUGCCGGGGCUCCGGGCUGGGCAGACCAUCCGCCCGCGGGCGGCCGGCGCCGUGCGGGCAGCUGGAGCGGAGUCCAGCCCCGCUAGUGCCGGCGGUGGGCGUGGGAGGUUCUGGCCUUCGGAAUUACAGGAAAAAGCGUUACUUGUGCUCAGCCGGGCAACUUCCCAUUUUGUCCGUCCCUUCGCGGUCGCGGGGAGGCAGAGGCCCCUGUUAAAACAAGCGCAGCUGAGCAUUUUCUGCCCAUACUUACUGAGAAGGAAAAUGUUCAGCAGUUUGAUUUGGAUGUUUGUCCUGCUCUGCAGCUCUGUAGCAGAUAAAAACUCCAUCAGAGAUGCUGACAUUUUUCCUUCAUCUCCUGAAAUUGAAAGAGGAUCGUCCCUGAAACUAUCCUGUGUUCUUAGAAAGAACUACAUGCCACAGAGAAAUGCAAACCACAUCAUUUGGAAAUUGAAUGAUGAAUUGAUUGCUCCAGAAAACUAUAACAUUGUGAAUAAGACUGUAUCUAAUAUAACCAUCCAUAAUUUCACUUACAGCACAGCUUACGUGGAAUGUUUAAUGAAGUACUCGGACAAGGAACUACCUUUGGUUCACACAGAAGUUAAAUCUGGCUAUCGUCCAGACAUUCCAGAAAAUAUUUCCUGCAUUUAUUUCUAUGACGUUAACCUUACCUGUUCCUGGAAUGCAGGAAGAGAAACAAGUCUUACAACGAACUAUACUCUUUACCGAAAACUGAUGUCUUCUCCAGAUUCAGUUAGAACCUGCCCGACUAGAACAGAGUCGUGUUCAUUUUUUUAUCCUGACAAUGAUUAUAAUAAUGAUUUUUGUUUUCAAGUGGAAGCUAAAAAUGUUUUGGGUGCAUCCUUAACAGAGUGUGUCCCCAUACCUUUGCAAAAAAUAGAGAAAUUUGCCCCCCCUGAAAUACUUUCAGUUAAAAAAAUCCCUGGUAUAAAGCAGUUACUUACAGUAACCUGGAAAAUGCCUGAGAAGAUUAUCCCUUUAAAACAUAUUAUUUGCCAGGUUCAAUACAGAAACUUGUAUUCAAACUUUACCGAAUUUGUCAAUGUCUCACUGAAUUCUAAGAAAAAUAUAGGAUCAUGUAAUCUCACAGGUCUGUGGGACUCCACAGACUAUUCUGUUGCCAUUCGGUGUGUCAAUAAUGAGUCAGCAUUUUGGAGUGGAUGGAGUGGAGAGAAAAAUGAAAGUACAGAAGAAAAUGAUAGAAUGAUAACAGCAAGUAUUCGAGGAGACUUGAAAAAUGAUUCAAACAACAUGGGACGAAGGAAGAAAACAGAUGAGUCGACACUGAAGAGAGGGAAACAUAAGAGUGUACAUGGAGAUUUAACAAAGCAAACUCCUUCAGGAAAAGUGGAUUUGUGGAGAGUAAUUGAGUCUUCACACUCAUCUAGAAAUAGAUCUGUACAUCUUAUGUGGAAGCCAUUAAAAAGCUUUCCGCCUUCUGGGAGAAUUCUAGGCUACAAAAUACGGUAUUUUCCAGAAAACAAGGCUGCACAUAAAAGGACAAACAAUUCUACUGAACAGAAAAUAACCUUACUUUUAAAUGAAGAGGCACAUAUAAUAUCUGUCACUGCUUAUAACUCUGCUGGAGAGUCUCCUGAAGCUAUUUUGAGGAUUCCAUCCCCUGAUGAAAAAUCCUCUCAGAUGAUUGAAAAAGUGGUGACCUCUACAACAAAUGAAGAAGUGGCAGUGCAGUGGAUAACCUCUGAACCAGAAACAACCAAAUAUGUGGUUGAGUGGUAUGAGGAAUUGGAGAUGGACCCUUUUGGUAGAUCAUGGCAAUAUGUAUCAAAUUCUACAGAGUGGAAAAAUAACAAAAAAAACUUUAAACCAUUUAUAUGCUAUAACAUCUUGGUGUAUCCUCUUGAUGGAAGUAAUGUAGCAGCUCCAUCUUACACACAAAUCUAUGCUGAAGAAAAAAAGCCAUCAGAAGGACCUGUGGCUGAUACAGGCAUUCUGGGGAAAAAUGAAGUUACAAUAAAGUGGAAUGAGAUUUCAAAGGCUAAAAGAAAUGGAUUUAUCACUAACUAUACAAUAUUUUAUAAACCUGAAGAUGGAAAAGAAUUGAAUGAAACAGUGAACUCUGAUGUUCUACAAUACAGACUGACGUCCUUACAGGCUAAUACACAAUAUACUGUUCAGAUCAUGGCAAGCAACAAAGCUGGGGGAACCAUUGGAGAGCCAAAAACCUUCAAGACUUUAAAACUGGAUAAAGAAGAUAUCUUUUUCAUUGCUAUACCUGUUGAGAUAAGCAUUUUAUGUCUGAUAGGCCUUUGGAUAACAUGCGUUUUGAAAAAGCACACGUUUAAAAAGGUUUGCUGGCCUGAUAUACCAAAUCCUGAAGAAAGCCUUGCAGUGGAAUGGCCUCUUGCUUCAUCUGUGAAUAAUUCAUUUUUGAAGAGAAUGUCAUCUCAGACCAAAACUGUAGACUUUGAAGAAAUAAAUGUUUUGGAAUAUUGUUUUCCUGAAGAAAAUCAGGAAGGAUCCCUACUAAUAAAUUAUGAAAACCAUGUUUCUGAAUGUACUGAUAUUAAUACAAAAGGCACAACUAACAGAAAUGAAAAGAUACUGCAUAAUGAAGAGAAUGAAGCUGCUAAAAGCUUUUCCCCAUCCAUGCCUUAUAUAAUUACUGAUCAAUUUACCACAAGUCAAAUGCAUUCAGCUUUGAUACCAGUGAAGGAAGUCCAGCCCAUAGAAGUGGUGGCAAAUGAUUUGGGUGGAUCCCAGCAGAAUCCAAUUAAAAAUGAAGAAAAUGACAAUGAGGAAGUUUUAAGGCUGGAAGAUUUCAGUGAAAAAGCACUGUUCAAUCCAUAUCUUAAAAAUUCAGUUAAAACCAGGGAAUUCCUUGUUUCUGAGAGCUUGCCAGAGCGCAGUACGGAUGAAUGCAAAAGCCAGUCAGGUGCCUUACCUCCUUUUCAGCCAAAUGUUCUGGCACAAUCCUACAUAACAGUGGACAUGUUCAGGCUGGCCAAAGGAGCAUCCAGCAGUACAAGCAGCUCAUCUCUUGCUCCCCACACAACCAGUUCCUAAGUCUCAGCUCUGAUGGAGAGACAUGGACAGACUUGAACAGAGUCAGAAUCUGCCAAAUCCUUCCUUCAGUUACAUGGAGCAGAGCUACUUUCCUGUUCUUAUUUCCCUUGAUUGUUUUUCAUCUGGUUUUAUAUAUCAUGCUCCUCUUGUUUUACAAAUAUUUUCUGCAUUUCAGGAGUUGUCUUUUUGUAUCCUGACUCCUGAAUUAAUAGUUUGGCUUAUAGUUUCUUGUCUUUAAUGAGAGUAUACUUGCUAUGUUACCUGCAUUUUGGAAAAUGUGUUAUGCUUCCUAUGUUGCUUCCUUUCCUUUCUCAUGGUUUUAAUAGUCCUCAACAUUUUGUGCUGUUUUUGUUUCUACUGUUUGUUUCGUAAAAACAAACGGGAGAAACAAAACUUAAGAAGUUAUCCUUCAACAAGCAAUUUUAUCUUCUUGCUCUGUCCUUCUAAUUUGUUUCAAUUUAAAACUGUGUUUCCCUGCUGAGGUUUUGAUAUUUUGAACUGAAAAAAAUAUCAACUAAAUAUGUCAUUGUGUUAGAAUAAGCAUUGAGUUAGGAAGUUAUUUUUCAGGGAGGUAAUGAAAAAACACUAAGUCUGUAAACUCUUCCCGGAUAUUCUUUGGUAAUUGAUUUAGGAUUAGGUAUUUCUACAUGAAGGAUAUAACUUUUGUCAUUUGUUUUAUGAUUUUGUUAAAUCAUAAAUCUAAUUAUAGUUUUCAUUUUACUGAUCAGCAAUUAAUCAGUAAAACACUCAAUCACACUAAUUUUUUAACAAGAAAGAGGCCAUUAUUGUAAACCUCUUAGUGAAAUACUCUGCUUAAUAACAGGUACAAAAACAUAGAGAGUCAAAUUAAUUGUAUUAGAAGGGGGUGUUCAGUUUGACAUAUAUGGGGUAUAUGGCAAUUUUAAGACUUUGAGCUAUUUUUACAGUAUUUAGAGACUUGAUGUAAUCAGUCUUGUUUACAGAUGAUUGUAGUUUGCACAACUACAGAUUUAUUUCAGGGUAAAAAAAGAUACAGGAGUUAUGGGGAUAGAAAAACGAGAGACAAAUGUGAAUAGGAUUAGAAAGUGUUUCCUUUCUGUGCAGGAGGAGGAGUGGAAGAAUGGAAAAUAUAUUGUAAGUGUGAAUGCGUGAAUGAGGAGGCUGAGCCUUUCCCUGGAUGCCGUGGCUAUUACUUGUAUUGUUUUGGUGAAAACAGUGUAAAGUUUUGCAUUUAGGAUCUUUUUCUGUAGUUUGGAAGCUGCUUUAACUUAGAACAAUGUUCCUCUAGUUGCCAAGAAAGGAUGGGAAAACAAUUUCUGCAAAUGUUCUUUUAGCCAGCAACACUGAUUUCCACCUCUUCUGUUUGUUGGAUCACUUUUCUCAACCACAGUGCUCCAAGAUGAAAUGCAUAUAUGUUUGCUCUUAUAAGCCCUUGCUCACUUAAGUGAGUCAUACUCUGAAAUUAGGACAAAGCUUUGGUUAGGUCAGUGGGUUUUUUUCUGCUUCUUCAGUUGGUUCUACACUUCUCACUUACAGUGAUGUUGUUGUCUACCCGGGCUCAGAGCUCACUGAUUCCAUCACAGCAAUUUUUUCCCUUAAAUCUCAGUGUAUGUCUUAAUAUCACAAUAUCUAAAAAUAAACACGUGCAGAGAUAUUUUGGGCCUUUCUAGGAAUUGUUUAGCAGCUACAUGAAAGCUGCAUAUUCUGAGUUGCAUGUUUGAGACAGGUGAAAAGUGAAAAUAAUGCAAUCUUUAAGGGAUCAUUAGAAAGGGGAGGUUCUUGCUGGGUGGCUUGGCUAGGUUAUCCUUGUAACAAUUCUUAGGUUCUGGAGGGUAACUAUAUCCUUCUUUUUUAUCCCACUUUAUUUUCUUCCCUAUUGAUAUGCUGCUUUUCUCUCCUCAUUUUUUUGCUUCCUUUCCCCAUUAUUUUCUCAGAAAAAGCAAAAUGCUAGAAGUGGGCUCAAUGCAUUCCAGAAAGGAAGGCUGCCUUUUGUACAUGCUUUGGAAAAGAAAGCUUCUAUAACUUGUUUAUUUUGCAUGGAGAGUUGUACUCUUUCUGACCUUUUGCAAUGUGUUGCUUAAACUAACACUGUGAACCAUUAAAAAGUUAAAACUGAGAAAACGUGUAAUUUUUUUUAAUUGAUUUAUACUAAAUGCAUCAUUUAGACAUUUUAGAUUUUCAUAUUCAUAUAGAAUAGGUCUCACUUUGGACUG
Camarhynchus parvulus is the source of this 5271-nucleotide messenger RNA. It is a transcript of the gene IL31RA, whose product is annotated as interleukin 31 receptor A. Gene Ontology annotation, biological process: cytokine-mediated signaling pathway. The record is from RefSeq and is a predicted model, not a curated record. Gene Ontology annotation, cellular component: external side of plasma membrane; signaling receptor complex. The coding region runs from base 296 to 3079 and encodes 927 amino acids. The transcript is spliced from 18 exons. Lineage: Eukaryota; Metazoa; Chordata; Aves; Passeriformes; Thraupidae. Gene Ontology annotation, molecular function: cytokine binding; cytokine receptor activity.